Molecule: messenger RNA, 425 nt
Organism: Dentiscutata erythropus
Lineage: Eukaryota; Fungi; Glomeromycota; Glomeromycetes; Diversisporales; Gigasporaceae
Source: the annotation of a GenBank genome assembly
CUUCAUCAUUGGUGCUUUGUGAAUUAACAUUUCGGCUUCGUUGUUGGUGCAUGUGUCAUCGUUUUAGCUUUUCAUCAUUGCAUGCCUUGUGCCUUGGUGAAUUAACAUUUUGGCUUCGUCGUUGGUGCCUUGGGGUUGUCGUUUCAGCUUCUUGUCAUUGGUGCCUUGGUGAAUUAAUAUUUCAGCUUCGUCGUUGGUGCCUUGGGAAGUUGUGUGUUGUCGUUUCAGCUUCUCAUCAUUGGUGCCUUGGUGAAUUGACAUUUCAGCUUUGUUGUUGGUGCCUUGGUGAGUUGUAUAUCAUUGUUUCAGCUUCUCGUUAUUGGUGCCUUGGUAAAUUAACAUUUCAGCUUCGUCGUUGGUGCUUUGGUAGUUGUGUAUCAUUGUUUCAACUUCGUUAUUGGUGUCUUGAUGAAUUCUCAUUUUAA